Paramacrobiotus metropolitanus is the source of this 2876-nucleotide messenger RNA. RefSeq lists its product as uncharacterized. NCBI's taxonomy places the organism in Eukaryota, Metazoa, Tardigrada, Eutardigrada, Parachela, Macrobiotidae. The transcript has 4 exons. Gene Ontology annotation, molecular function: hydrolase activity, acting on carbon-nitrogen (but not peptide) bonds. The record is from RefSeq and is a predicted model, not a curated record. Gene Ontology annotation, biological process: carbohydrate metabolic process. The coding region runs from base 561 to 2636 and encodes 691 amino acids.
GAAAAUUAUGCAGUGCGUGUGUUUUCUCAUGGCAACAUUCAUGUGGGCAAUUUUCGAGUUACAAAUUUGCAACCGUUAGCCGGGGUGUUACGUUCGUGGUCGAGCGCCAAGCAAAUCUUGACUUCCUGAUAAUUUCCGUGUUUGGUUCUUUUCGCACGCAUGAUCUGCUACGAAACUUGCAUGUGUUAAUACGAUUGAUCAGGUUUUGACCGGUUGGUUGCGGUGACACAUCCAUAUUCUCGUCAUUUUCCUGUAAAACUUGCUGUUUCUUACUAAAACGUUUGGAAUUCUUAUGGGUCCUUUUCUAACUUAGAUGCGGCUGUUCUAACGCUAUGUGCAUGAUGUGGAAAUAAUUAUACUUAAUAUUUGUUUUUUUCCACCUCAUUUGAUAGCUGCAGGUAUUUUCUUAUCAUAUGUUUCUUUCUUGUUAUUUCUUGUCGUGUUCUAUUCAACUACUAUCAUCAUCAUAAUACUUUUUUUCUGGUUCAGUUAAGAGCUGUUGAUAUUUUCUUAUUUUGGUAAAUUUUUUCAUUGUUUGUUAUUUUUUUGUCGGUCCGGAUAUGCGGGUACCCGGACGUGCUGCAAAUAGUGCGGCGAUCGCGUACGCUGUUGCUGUUAUCUGUGGAGUAUGCUUUCCCGUUAACGCUGGUCAACUAUCCAAAUCCGAACUCGAGAUAGCUCAAAGUCGAGGAAAUGUUGUCGAUCCACUGGACCUCGUUUUGCCGCAGACACAGGUCAACACUGGCCUACAGGGCGAAUUCUUCUCCUUAACCAACGAUCCCUGGGCUUUGAGCAGCACCUCCACCCAUACCGUGGAGAAUGCCCUGAAAAACGAGUCCGCAUCGAACGUGACACGCAUUCCAGGAGCGGUGAUUAAUCAGCCAAUAAUUCUACUAAACGACACCCGCAGGGCAGAUGUCAAUGCGUCGACCCAACCGGUUCACAUCCGUUCCAAUGUUACCGAGAACUCCACCUCCUUCCUUGGAUACAUUGAUACCAAAGCAUUUCUUGCCGAUGACUCCAAAAAGGGAAAACCCACCGUUGAGACAACGCCGUAUACAGUCAUUACUAGUAACACUAGUAAGACAGCAUCUGGCAACGGUUCCACGCCAGAAAAUCGACCAAUCACCAAUGUCACGCAACUGCACAACCACGCGGUGGCGUUGAGAGUAACUGGACACAACAAGUCGGACAAUGAGUCAUCCGCGAACAUCACGCAAACCUCAAACCAGACAGUCGUCAUAAAGAUGGCUGAAAAAAAUGGGACAAUUAGCGAGACCAGUGUGGCGAUAGUGGCGCAAAAUCGACCAAUCAUAAACGCUACACACCUACAAAAUCAAACGGUUGCACUGGGUAUCGCCUGGCAAAGCAAGUCGGAUAAUCGACCAAUCAUAAAUGCCUCACAACAGCUGCAGAACCAUACAGCCGCGGCCAACCUAACUGGACAAAAUGCCACGCUUCGUCCGCAUGAUAAUGCGACAAAUAUUCCGAAACCAGUGGUACAAAAUCGGCCAAUCACGAACGCUACACAGUUUCAGAAUCAAACAUCUCCCGUCCAAAAUAUUUCCGUUGUCGCUUCCGUGCCACUCAGAAACGAGACCGCCACGCCCCGAUCUACUGCACCAAAUCGAUCAAUGGCAAAUACGACAUUUUUACCAGCCAAUGCGACAAAAGCGCCACGCCGCUAUGCCACACGGUGUAAACCGGCCAAAUGCAGGUUACCUAACUGCCGUUGCGGUAGCACGGAGAUUCCGGGUGGACUGCCCGCGGAUCAGACGCCCCAGAUGAUCCUUUUGACCUUUGAUGACGCUGUGACACCGGCGACAUUCGAAGACUACAAAGUGAUCUUUGGGAAGAACUGGACGAAUCCCAACGGGUGUCCCAUUCGCGGCACGUUCUACGUAAGUGAUGAGUGGACCAAGUACAAUUUGGUCAAGACUCUGUAUGACGAUGGUCAUGAAAUUGCGUCGCACUCUAUCAACCAUCGCAAUCCACCGGAAAAUUCUACGAUCGAGUUUUGGGAAAAGGAGAUCAACGGACAAAAAGAGAUUCUGAAUAAGUCGGGACAUGUGCCACUGGAAGCUAUCCGCGGCAUGCGCGCACCGUUUUUGCAGAUUGGAGGUGACCUCCAAUUCGAAAUGCUGGCAGACAAAGGUUUUUUGUACGACAGUUCCAUUAUCACCAGCAUCAGCAAUCCGCCGAUGUGGCCUUAUACGCUGGACUACGCAGUGCCGCAUAUGUGCUUAAUUCCACCCUGUCCCGUAAGGUCCUACCCCGGCCUGUGGGAAAUGCCCAUGGUGCAAUGGGAGAGUGACCUUUGGAAGGUCCCCUGUGCCAUGGUGGAUACCUGCAGCCUUUUGGCGGCUCCCAGCGCCGUGGCAACAUACGAUCUGCUGAUGAAGAACUUCAACCGGCAUUUCAACAGCAACCGGGCUCCGUUCGGCAUCUACAUGCACGCCACGUGGUUCCUGCAGCGAGGCCGCUUGAAGGGGCUGCAAGAUUUUUUGGGCGCGGUCAUGCAGUACGAUGACGUGUGGGUCAUCACAACGUACCAAGCUCUCCAGUGGAUUCAACAUCCCACAUCACUUUCCUCAAUGGAUACCAAAGAAUUUCCGCCAUGGAGCUGCAAACGAUGAUCCUUUCUCGUUAUUUUGUUAGAUCGUUCCUGUUGGUACUGUUGUUAUCCGCUUUUUUUGGUGUGUUAUUGCGUAUCCUGUGAUCCGCUCUGACUCUGAACCGGUGAUGCGCCACGCAGUUCACGUUGUGAUUAGCGUCCACAAAAUUAUGUUAAUCCAAAUUUGUAAUCUUAUAUCACAAUUUAUGAGCACAUCUUAUAUGAACUGUAUGUCGUAUCGACAAAAGCACAAUGUUACUAG